Molecule: messenger RNA, 1704 nt
Organism: Aspergillus melleus
Lineage: Eukaryota; Fungi; Ascomycota; Eurotiomycetes; Eurotiales; Aspergillaceae
Exons: 1
Coding region: 1-1704 (567 amino acids)
Source: RefSeq, a predicted model, not a curated record
AUGCCCAAAAAGCAUCACAACCACUCAUUUUCGAAGCCCGCAAGCACUGCUCAUCAUACUCUAGCCUCAUCUGGUCCCCGCGGUAGCCAUAAUGAUCGUUUUCGACCGUCGCAGGCGUCAUCUAACGCCGAGUCCUCCGUCAACGAUAUGAUCAACCAUCUUCGUCGCACUCAAGUAUCCCGAACUGCCGAAGAUGGGCACGGAAGCCCGUCCAGGCAGAUUGCUUCUCGAUCCGUGCAUCCGUCCCUGCGAAACCUCCUAGAACUUCCAGAAAUUCCACCUCCUCGACCUCGCCCGGGCACUCGGCGUGUGGGAAUCGGCGGGCGACCGUCGAGAAGAACAGCUGGUCCCCCACCACCGGAAAGCUGGCUUCUGGGGAACGCUGCUGGAGAUAAUGCCGAAGACAAUGAGACCGCUGAUCUGGGGAAUUCACAAACGGAGAGAAUAAUCUACCGUCUAGAUCGUCUGCCGGGCAACACUAUGCCUGAGCGACACACCCUCUUACACACGGUGCUUAAAUCGAUGGCCGCCCAAUGGGUGUGGCAUGUACAUUAUGAUGGACAGUUCUUGGAUACUCUGCCGAGCCAUAUUAAGAUGCUCCUGCUGAGUUACAUUGGCAUAUAUGCGCGAGACCAACCGAUACUGGGGAUAAUGCAAGGCCUACGACCACUGUUUGAGAAAGAGCAGUUCGAUACACAGGACGAAGAGGAUGGGCUCGACCGGCUUCGGCAUGAAUCGGAGGUUAUACGGCUUGAUUUGGGCAGUGCGAUCGGACGAUGGAUUAAUAUCAAUCAACUUUCCCAUGAGCUGGUAGUGUCGCGAAGGUCACUUCCCGCACAACACAAGCAGAAGGAAGUCAUUCCUUCUUCUUGGGAUGCUGAGUCUGACGAGGAGGUUGACGAGCCCACCAGCAUUGAUGCACCUCUUCCGCAGGCACUCAGUCAAGGGCUCCGCUUCCAGAAUCUCCGUUAUCUCUCCCUCGCACACCCAACAGCUGCUAACUGGAACCCGCUCAUCAACCUCUUAUCGCGUCUUUCAACUCUCACUCAUCUAUCGUUGGCCUACUGGCCGGCCCCGGCUAUUACGCCAAAUGCCAUCGCCCCAACCACCAGGGCGUGGUCUUUCUCACACACCGCCACAGGCGCGACGUCUAAUGAUGAUUGGGCCGAAGCCGCAUCGAUUCUUCGGAGACUCGCACGCGCAACUUACUGUCUAAAAUGGAUUGACCUAGAGGGCUGUGGGGAUUGGCUUGGUGCUCUGAGCUGCGAGAGUGUCGGACCAAAUGGCGAAACAUAUACCUCGGGUCCGGAUUGGAACGGAUCGUGGCGGAAUGUCGAGUUCGUUCGGCUGGGACCUGGCUGGCUUCCGCCGAUUGAUGAUAGCGAGUUGCUUCCAGCCUGUCGGGUGGGAUAUCCUUCCUCCCGGUCACUGGCAACGUCCAUUCAUUCUCCGGUCCGAGAUGGUUCCGAAGCAGCCGACCUACCGUGGGAUGUCGAACUGGAGCGGAUCAAAUAUCGACGGAGCAAAGAAAUAGAACGGUUCCGGGAGAUUUUGCACGCAGCGAAGGAGGUGCAACAGCGCGUGCAACAGGUUCGAAGAGAGGGUAAAGGUAAAUGGGCGCAUUUCUCUUUUGGACUCGAAGGACUGGACGAGACUGUUCUCAAGAGGCUUAUUGGGGCCGAUUACCUACGGUUUCUUCCUUGA